Messenger RNA from Rotaria socialis, 435 nucleotides. NCBI's taxonomy places the organism in Eukaryota, Metazoa, Rotifera, Eurotatoria, Philodinida, Philodinidae. The record is from the annotation of a GenBank genome assembly.
AUGGGUUCCAAUGCUAGCACUAAUAAAACUACUAGUUCGUCGAAUAGUAUCAGAAGUAGUACGUGCUCAAUAAAUGAUACUAUACUCAAAAACGAUUUAAAUGGAAAUGAAAAAAAUUCACAUUGCCAAUCAAUACAAUCACCUGCUUAUAUUAAAGAUAAAUUUCGAUUAGAAUUUCUUGAUUGUAAUUGUUGUUGUGAUACAACAAAAAAAUUACCCGAUUGUGAUUUUCAAGGUAUUAAUGUACUACGAGAUCUAUAUGAUCUGGUUGUAGCACCUGAAUAUAAAAUAAAUUGUCGAUGUUCAUGUGGCGACAAUACUGGUGAACCAAAACAAAUGAUUAAAUUUGGUCUAACAGGUUCACCGAAUAUACAACUAACAACACCUGAUGAUGGUCCUUGCUCAACAUCUAGUGACUCAGAAGGAAGGAAAUGA